Molecule: messenger RNA, 1992 nt
Organism: Scedosporium apiospermum
Lineage: Eukaryota; Fungi; Ascomycota; Sordariomycetes; Microascales; Microascaceae
Exons: 4
Coding region: 1-1992 (663 amino acids)
Cellular component (GO): HULC complex; nucleus
Molecular function (GO): ubiquitin protein ligase activity; metal ion binding
Source: RefSeq, a predicted model, not a curated record
AUGGACAAGGACAAGAUCGAAGAUAGGAAGCGCCCUGCUGGUACCAGUGACGAUGGCGCGCCGCCACGCAAGAAGUUGGCCGUUAACGGCGGCGUGGCGAAGGACGACUACGAGGGCCAACCCGAAGAAGUCUGGAUCGAGCUGUUACAAGAGAUCGAGUUGGUAGCUACUUCGACCGUACCUUCCGACGCCAUAUCACCGGACCCCCCCUACCUCACUGGAGUCACCUUUGAGGACAGCACCGAUUUCCAAAAGCACCUCGACGAAAAAGCCAAGGGCAUCAAGACGAAGGCUGAGGCACUUCUCAACCGCCUCGCGGCAUCGAGGGGCAGCAUUGACCCUAAUCUCUCGGCCCUCGAAGAACGAAUCAACAAGCUACUUGCGAGUCAGAAGGAAUACUUCGUCAAAUUAGACCGGCUCAGCUCCGAGAAGGAGCAGCUUUCCGAGCAACUAAACACCGCGACACUCCGAUACUUCAAGGCGGAGAAGAAACUCGACAGGGUGAAGAGUGCGCAGGUGCGGGAGCUCGAGAAGCAAGCCCUAGCAAACGACACCAAACAGUCCGCCCCUGCUUCGGAGACCAAGGGUAACUCAGAACCUAAUGGCGUGAGCCCAGAAGUCGUCCAGAAGUACGAGGAGGAGCGUGCUGUGGUCGCUCGACAGAAGGAACAGAUACAGUCCAUCCUGGAGGAAAUCAAGACCCUACAGGAGGAAAAUUCGGCGUUAAAGUUGCGUCGGGAGACGCUGACUGACGAGGACUACAUUAGGACCGAUGUGUUCAAACUGUUCAAGUUGAAAAGUGAAGAGCUGAUCAGGCAGGUGAACCACCUCGAGGCCACAAACGCUCAAUUAAGGGAGGAGGUUGAGAAGCUCAGCGCGGAGCGGACGAACUUCAAGAGGCAGGUCGAAGCCGACGCGCAGGCCUUGACUCAGGAACUCGACACCGACCUUGUAGCGCGCGAUCAUGACCUAGCACGCCUACGGUCCGCCAGGGAUGAACUACUAGCCGACAACACCAUGCGCAAAGCCAGCCAGGAACAACAACAUUCUGCCCUUGAACACAUGAAGGAACUCGUCAGUGUCAAGGAUGAUAGAAUCGCUGCUUUGGAGUCUGAAAUCGCGAGGCUUAAACCGGCGGAAUCUGAGGAUCAGGAAAUGACCGAGCCCGACGCUGAGGUAGACGGCCUGGAGCGGGACGCGCUGCUUACGAAAUAUCGCAAGCUUCGACAAGACUACCAAGCCGUAUCAAAUGAACUCCCGGCGAUGGAAAAGGCGUACCGAAAGGCGAUGGCUUUAAGUCACAAGAAAGUGAUGGACUUCGAGGCGCUCGAGAAUCGAAACAGCAUCCUUAUGGCGGAAAAGAGCAAGGCCGAUCAGAAAUACUUCGCAGCGAGGAAGGACGCCGAUACCAAGAUGAGCGAGAUCCGAACGCUUAGGCUUCAGAGUGGUAAGAGCACGGAGAUCAUCGCCCAACUUAAAGAGGUCGAAGCCCAGAACCGCAUUCUCCUGGUCAACCUGGAGAAGCAGGUCUCCGAUCUGAAGCAAUCCAACAUGACCCUGGCUGCGGAGAACAAGAAGCUCGAGACAGCCGCAUCCGAAGCGACGAGGAAGUCGGACUCUUACAAGAAGGAAAUCAGCGACUUGACCAACCUCGUAAAGUCCAAGGAUUCUACCGUAGCGGCAACGAGAGAGCGUAACAUGACGCUGGAAACGGAAACCGAUCGACUCAAGGUUCGGACGGAAACGCUUCAGAAGGACAAGGAGAGUUGGAAGACAAAGGCUGAGAGCAACUCUUCAGAUGUUGAAAAGGGUCUCAGGACCCUUAUGGUUUGUUCGAUUUGCAACGAGAACUUCAAGAAUACUGCACUCAAGACUUGUGGACACUUAUUCUGCAACAAGUGUGUGGAGAAUCGAAUCAGCAACCGUAUGCGAAAAUGCCCCACCUGCUCUCGAGCUUUCGACAAGAUGGAUGUCAUGGCUGUCCAUCACUAG